AUGGACGUUGCCGAUGACACCAGCGUACCGGAAAUAACGGACCACCAUGACAUCGAGAGAUUAUGCUGCGUAAUCGCAAACGUGUCUUGCGAAAAGGAGACCGGAGGAAAGUCAAAAUCUGGUCUGGAAUCCCUUGAAAAGUUCGUCGCCAAAAAGCCAACUCCGUUCCAAGCAAAAGUCACGCCGAUAAGAGACUUCGUUACGUCUCAUAAAAUCCCCGAGGAGCUUCCGAAGCCUGUAGAGGAUGACGAGUACGAGUUAGAUGACGAUUCGUCUUAUGCGAUUGUCGAGCAUAACGAGUCGAGAAACGUAGGAACCAGCCGGAAAAAUGUCGAACAAUUUUCCGACGAAAUCCUGGAAGAAAAGUCCACUAGAAAACAAGCUCGAGUGCAAUUGGAGAACUUCAGUGACACUGGAGUCUUGCAUGAAGAUGGUGUCAGAAAAAGCGACAAUUAUAAGACUCAAAGUGAUCCUCAGAGGGAUUCCCUCAUCUCAGGUGUCCAAAUCAGUUCCGAGUAUCCAACAACAAUGAUGCCAGUUCUCACGACAUCUCGAGAUGUUCGAUCCUUCGAUUUCAUCCCUGUAAACAUAAUUCGGGAAGACAGUAAGGACUCUUACACUCCUUACUCCGAAAGACACUUUGGGGACCUAAGUGAUGUCAGUUUGGUACCAGCUGGUACCAGUUCUCGAAUCCAGGUGAAGAAAGGACCCAAUGGUAAGGACUACGAGUACGAAUACGUGUACUAUUACUAUGACGAAGAGGAAGAUAGCAAGAGCGAUGGUACCGUUUCAAACCCCCACGAUGGACAAAUCAGAACAACGGCCCCUCCGAAAAGAGGUUCCCCAAGUUCCCGAAAUAAAUACAAUUCCAUCGAAAGAUCAACCACCGUCGAACCCGUCAGCAAUGAAGUCAUUCCUAACAGAAAUGGAAAUAGAGGAAGACAGCUCGCCGAAGCUGAAGACAUCUCCGAAGAACGCCUUCCGACUAACACUAGAUUCCCACCCAGGUCUAGGUCGAAUCACAAUACCGGGACCACGGAGCCCAGUCGAGCUCGAGGAAACAGACCAAGACCCAGUUUGGACCUCGUAGACUCGAGCAGCUUCCGGACCCAUCAGGAGGGUCCAGAAUUCCCCCAAAACCUGCCAAAAGGGCCCGUAAGAUUUCUAGGAGUGACUCCUAAUGAAGAUAGCGAUGAAAAACCACUCACACGGGUUCGUGGAAGGCCUCAAAGAAUCCAGGAGCUUGCCCCUGUAGAGGAGGUUGCCGAAGGACCAGCACCGGUCCUCAGAAGACGUCCCGUCGUUCCAGACCCAGAGGUCGAAGUUGAGCUGAACAGGGGUCAGCCAUCUCGUCCGGUCGUGGAGAACGUCGAGGAGGAGGAAGUGGGCACUUCGGAUGCACCUCUUUCUUCCCAGAGUUCAACCAUUUCCGGACAGAUUUCGGAAAAGGGAAAUCAGAAGCAGAGUCCAUCGCAGGACCAGGACUCCGAGUCCUUAGAAGGCAGCACUACGACCGAAAUUCCCACCACCGAGUAUCCUUCGGCGAUGGACAAGGUGGCUUUGGACCUGUACGCCUUCCUUCAGCAAGGCCAAAGCAAUCUCGUCGACUCGAGUAAUUCCGACAAUUAUUCCGGCGAGAGUACCACGGUAUCCGAGGACGAUGCAACCACCGAUGCACUUUCGACCACGGAAUUAGUAACCACAACGUCAGCCGAAUUUGUGACAACGACUACGACUCCUACCACGACCACGACCACGGAACCAACGACAACCACCACCACAACCACGGAGCCAACCACCACGACCAGUGCCCCACUUCCUGCUGGACGUGGGAAGUUCCGGAGACCUGGAAUCGGCGCUCCUGGUACCAGAAAUCGUUUCAAGUCAAACGGUGGAAGCACGACCAGCACCGAGGCGUCUGCGGAGCCAACCCAAAGAACCCGAGGAAGGUUUGGCUCUAACGGAAAUGGAGGCUACAAGAGACCAAGACCCGGACAAAAGCCGGUGGAAGAAGACAUCCAAAAAGAUUCAUCCAGUUCCGUGAACUCGGAGAAAUCUGCGCCAGGGCGCAACAGGUUCCGUGGCACCGGGACCAGGAACGCGAUCAGCACCACUCCGGCUUCGGCCACGAUUUCCGGAUCUUCCCAGACGGGAACCUCUAGUCCUGCUCGGCCAAGCUUCAACAAAAUCAACUUGAAUCGCAGAAGAGGUCGACCAACCACGACCUCGCCCACGACUAGUGAGGAAACCAGAGAGAACCCUGAAAAUGGACACACCGAUGCCCACGAGGUGACAACCUCCAAGCCAAGCACGAAACCUCGACUUCCCGGUACCGGAACCAGACCCAUCAGGCCUGGUGCCAGGAUUGGUCUGAGACCAAGACCUGGACAAGCCACCAGCACCACGACCGUUCAACCGGAAGUCUCGGAAGCACCUGUCGAGGAACCUGCCGGAGAGGGAACCGAAGAGGAGACCCAUGAGGCCCCUGCGGAGACCAGUCCACCAGCUAAGGUGACCACGGUGAACCCUUUGAACAAGCUGCGAAACCGAAAUCGUCUUCAGGUUCAGCCUAAGAGCACGACGCGUUCUCCGAUUUCCCUUACCCCGAGGAGAUCACCGUUGUUGCCUCGAAGGAAGACAACCGAGGCUCCUGCUCCCACGGAAGCCGACCACGAAGAGGAGCCGAGCUCGGAGGUCUCCGAAGAAACGGAAGCCACGGAAGCCUCGUUACCGGAAACGAGUACCGCAGCCAGCACCAGGCACGAGGAGACCAGAGGUCUCAGCGGGCUUCUGGCUCCUAGACGCAGGAUAGCACCGAGACGUCCUGGACAGAUCAUUUCCAGG
This is a messenger RNA of Orussus abietinus, 2844 nucleotides long. Its product is annotated as mucin-5AC. The transcript is spliced from 9 exons. NCBI's taxonomy places the organism in Eukaryota, Metazoa, Arthropoda, Insecta, Hymenoptera, Orussidae. The annotation marks the transcript as partial. The record is from RefSeq and is a predicted model, not a curated record.